This is a messenger RNA of Colletotrichum aenigma, 1020 nucleotides long. It is a transcript of the gene ddl, whose product is annotated as D-alanine--D-alanine ligase. Gene Ontology annotation, biological process: peptidoglycan biosynthetic process. The coding region runs from base 1 to 1020 and encodes 339 amino acids. Gene Ontology annotation, molecular function: D-alanine-D-alanine ligase activity; ATP binding; metal ion binding. The transcript has 2 exons. The record is from RefSeq and is a predicted model, not a curated record. NCBI's taxonomy places the organism in Eukaryota, Fungi, Ascomycota, Sordariomycetes, Glomerellales, Glomerellaceae.
AUGAAUUUUCGGAUAGCUAAAGUUUGGUUUUCAGGUUACAAAGACUCCGGUGCCGAUAUUGCAUACAACCUAAGUCUCUCAAGCGAGGUUCAAGUUCUUAGCCCGAAUUCGCAACCAGACCCUCUCAAAGAUGCCGAUUGGUGUUUCCCCGACAACGAAGACGGUAUUCUGAGCGCGAUUGAUCAAGGCGCGACGCAUCUGUGGGCGAACACAAUUCUCUUCGCCAGCCACCCGCUCCAGACCUCGGCGCGCAUUGGGGAAAAUGAGAAGAAAAUCAAGGUUAUUGGACAAGGACCUCUAAUUGUCGAGAAGUACGAUGACAAAGAUUUCGUCAACACUCUCCUGCGGCAGCAAGGAAGCUUCACUAUGCCGUGGGCCUGCAUCAUCCACGCCAAUAAGGACACGCCUGACUAUAAGUCAUAUCCGUAUCCGGUGGUUGCAAAGCCUGCACGUGGUCGCGGCAGCCAUGGCGUGAAGGUCUGCCAGGAUGAGUACGAGUUGAGUUCCCACAUCAAGCUCCUUAAGUCUGAGGGAACCAAUGCGAUCAUCGUGGAAGAGUUUCUUGCAGGCGAAGAGGCCACGGUGACAGUCAUGCCUCCGACAUCUGACAAGGGAUACUGGUCUCUGCCUGUUGUCACCCGAUUCAACCAUCAAGAUGGCAUCGCCCCCUACAACGGCACAGUUGCUGUCACUGCAAACUCUAAAGCCGUUGUUGGCUCUGAAGACCCGGCCUACGAGGAAGUUGCCAAGGAAUGCGAGAAAGUCGGAGAGCUGCUUGGUACCACGGCGCCUGUCCGUACCGACGUCCGCAGGUUCAAGGCAGGCUCCAAAUUCGCCCUGUUCGAUGUGAAUAUGAAGCCUAAUAUGACGGGACCAGGCAGACCGGGUCGAGACAAACAAGCAAGCUUGACACUACUUGCAGCAGCAGCUAUUGGCUGGGACUACAAGGAAUUGCUUCGCCAGAUUCUGGGCACGUCGUGCACCCUCGAAGCCCUUAGAAAGCUUGCACCUCGUAUCUAA